GAGUGAGAUCACUUCCGGCGGGAGUUGCCAUCUUUCCGUUGACAGUUUCCUGCAGAUUUCGUAUUAACAUUGUUUUCUGAUUAAGAAAUAGUAAAAAUAAACAAAAUAUUUAGCAGUAUGAAUUUAUAAAUUGUACGAUGGUUUGUUACAAAUGUACAUGUACAAUGUAUGCAUCAGAUUGUUAAUAUGCUGCACAUGUAAAUGUAUGUACAGAUGUUGAGAUCUCAACAAAGUAACAUUCCUGGUGUAAUGAGGAAGCGGGACUCAGAAGUAACUUCUGUCUCCUCUGGUAAUUCAAGGGGCUCAGAAAGGAGGAAAAAUCGGUUUUCUCUCAGGAGAUUGUUUUACGUAACUCAAGGGACUACAGCAAACAGAAGAACAAGAUCCCAUGUGAGCCUUGAUUCUGACUCUGGUAGAUCAGAUGCAAGUGUGUUAGCCCCACCUGAUCGAGAAAUUCUACCCAGACAAUCCUCAAGUGUUGAUACACACUCACUGUCACAUAAAAAAGGAAGUUCAAUAAGCAGAGAAUGUCCACUUUGUUUAAAUACCCACCCUUCAGAAGAGUUUCCUGAUAUCAUGACAUGUCACCACCGAUCCUGUAUUACAUGCUUACAAACAUACUUACAGAUAGAAAUAACAGAGAGUAGAAUUAAUAUUUCAUGUCCUGAAUGUACAGAAAAAUAUCACCCAAAUGAUAUUCAGAUGAUACUACAAAAUGAUAUAUUGGUGAAGAAGUAUGAAGACUUUAUGGUACGUCGUGUUCUAGUUACAGAUCCUGAUGCAAGAUGGUGUCCAGCUCCUGACUGUGGAUAUGCAGUGAUUGCUAAAGAAUGUGCUGGAUGUCCAAGAAUCCGAUGUGAAAGACCUGGCUGUGAAACAGACUUCUGCUAUCAUUGUAAACAAUACUGGCAUCCAAACAAGACUUGUGAUGCUGCUCGUGCUGAGAGAGCGUCUUCAAACUUGAGGUCUCCAUCUGUUAGUUACAGUCAUGACAAUGAUUCACAAAAAGAUGAUAUAAAACCCUGUCCAAGAUGUGGUGCUUUUAUCAUGAAGAUGAAUGAUGGCUCUUGUAACCACAUGGCCUGUCCUGUUUGUGGAGCAGAAUUCUGCUGGUUAUGUAUGAAAGAGAUAUCAGAUUUGCAUUAUUUAAGUCCCUCAGGUUGUACAUUUUGGGGUAAGAAACCAUGGAGUAGAAAAAAGAAGAUAUUAUGGCAACUUGGAACUUUAGUAGGAGCACCUGUUGGAAUAACACUUAUUGCUGGAAUAGCAGUACCAGCUAUGAUUAUUGGUAUACCUGUAUGGGUGGGACGAAAGAUUCACUCUAAGUAUAAACUGAGUCCUAAACAUAGGAGAAACUUGGCCAUAACUGGUGGUGUAGCAACAUCUAUCCUGGUUUCACCAGUAGUAGCAGGACUUGCAGUUGGUAUUGGUGUUCCUAUAUUACUUGCCUAUGUGUAUGGAGUGGUGCCUAUCUCACUAUGUCGUAGUGGUGGAUGUGGAGUCACAGCAACAAACAAAGGAGGGGUUCGCUUUGAAUUUGAUGAAGAGAAUGAAACUGUUGGACCAGCUGGACCAGAUACACAGAGUGUUGGUACUGGACACAAUGUGGCUAACCCAAGCAUUGCUCCAAGUAUUGGUGAUGCUUCACUUGGUAUGACAAACAGUCUGAGUGCCAGUGGUAGUCACAUGGAUAGAGUUGGAGUCAUUAGAGAUGAGAUAAGUGAUAGGGACUCGGCCAGUAAUAGAGCUAUAGGGGGAUAUAGUUUGAAUGGGAGCCUUUGUGGUGGAAAUUACUAUACACAAAAGCUAGAGAUUCAAGCUGAUGUGUCAUCAAAUAUGCCUGAUACAAGGGAUAAAGACAGUUCUUCUGUUGUAACAGCCACAUCAGCCUAUGAAGUCCAGGUUGACAUGCCUUCAAGGGGAAGACAUAGUAGUGUGGAAAGUACAAUUGUUAGUGCAAAGCAGAGAAAUGUGUCUGGUCAAAGUUCACCAAUAUCUGGUUGUAGUGCAUAUUUAUCAGGACCAGAAUCACAGAAUACUAAAUGUAGAAAAUGUAAACGACAUAAUAACAGUAAUAGUGACAAAUCAUGCGAACAGUCUAGUGUACAUUUUGCAGAUCAGGUCAGUUUAUGUGAUGAUGUUACCACUCACAGUAUAAGUGAAGAGUCAGACAAAUUUUUGGGUUAUUUGACUUCAGAAUCUGCUCACGGUAAAUGUUUCACAUCCCGUUGUUCAGAGCUGAAAUCUGGCAUUCCCCCUUGUCAGUCUCGUUUUCAAGAUUCCAAUGCGUCGUCAUUACCUGAGGUUGAAGUAGACAGACCUUCAUUAAAAGAGUCUGAGAAUGCAAGAAAGGCUGUCUCUACAUCAGCUUUACCACUCUCACAAUUCAAAUUAAGUCACAAAAGUCUAUGUAAAAGUAAAAGUCAGGAAGAUUGUGCCUUGUCAGACAAAUCUAAAGUUGGACGUGUACGACAUCGUAGUUGUGAGCUUGCCAUGGAGACAGGACGUAUUUCUCCAACAGAGGAAAAUGAUAAUCAAUUAUAAUGAUGUGAUAUUGUAGUAUAUACAAUUUAAUGAUAUAUUUUUCAUUUGCUUAAAUUUGUACUAAUUUUUAAAAGGCAGUUGGCAGCAUUUUUUGUUUAUAGCAACAGACAGAUGAUCUUUUGAUAACAUGAAGAGUAAGUUACAAAAUAAGUCUUUCAUUCCAUUUUAUAAGAUUGAACUCUGUAAGGCUUUCGAUACCACCAUCAAGGCCGUAAUGAUAGUAUUCCUAGAUUCUCAUUCUUUCAGAUUUUAGAAAGAUUUUUGGUUUACUACAAUGAUGCUAGUUUUCCAUCUAUAUUCUCAUUGCCACAAAUCAUCUGUAUAUUAUAUUGUUAUUUGUUUUUCGUAACAUGUUUAGUGGCUAUGUAUUUUUUUAUUUCUGAAAAUUUAACCUACAAAAAAAGUGCAAGUUAUGGUCUAAUAUAUUGAAUAUAUAUAUCUUUAAAAAAAUUGGAAGAAUAAUAGUGGUGCCAGUUUAAAAUCAACUUACUUUUGAUAUAAUUUCCCCUUUAAUCAUGUUAACUUACAAUAUCAGCUUGAAAGACCUACAAAUGUCACAAGAAAUCAAAGGGAUCCUUACAAUGUUACUGCACAGUACACAGAUUUAGACAGAAAAUGAAAGUAUCACUUUGCUUCAAAAAUUAAUAAAAACAGAAUAUGGAAUAUUUUUUUUUAAAAGCAGUCUCUUUGGUUCAAUUUUGUUAAUUAAGUGAGCUAAAAAACAUACAUUUUGUACCCUGAUAUAUUAUUGGCUUGCAGCCAUUUUGAAAAGAUUCCCAACCGAGAAUAAAGGGGGUUCCAACUAUUUAUCACCAUCCAAAUGUAUUGAUUGUCCACAAAAAGGGGGGUUCCAACCCCCCCCCCCCCCCCCGAAACCCUCCCCCUCAAUCCUUCCACUAGAAUGUUGUGCAUGUAUUCAGCCUGUUUCCUCAUUAAAAAAAAGUAAAGAAUGUCAACAUCUUAAGGUGAAGAAUUAAAAAAAUUUGGACUUGUUUAAAAUUAUUGUUUAAAAAAAUUUCUGCACCAUUGAAUUAAAAGUUCUAAUCUCAAUUGAUGAAAGCCUUUUCUGCAAACUUUUAAAAUGGUAAAUUAAAUUCAUUUAUCAUCUAAAUUUGAUUGAUAUAGUUUCUUGUCACUGUGAUUUUAUUAGAGAUUAUCCAUUAUUUUAUUUGGAAUUUAUACAUAAAUAAAAAUGAUUUGCUGGCAGUGAAGAAAUACCUACGUGUAGAUCUUACUCCUCUUUUAUUCAUUUCAGGCCAAAAUAUUUGGAUUUAUAUAC
This is a messenger RNA of Mytilus trossulus (common blue mussel), 3823 nucleotides long. Its product is annotated as E3 ubiquitin-protein ligase RNF19A-like. Gene Ontology annotation, molecular function: ubiquitin protein ligase activity; zinc ion binding; ubiquitin conjugating enzyme binding. Gene Ontology annotation, cellular component: ubiquitin ligase complex; cytoplasm. NCBI's taxonomy places the organism in Eukaryota, Metazoa, Mollusca, Bivalvia, Mytilida, Mytilidae. The coding region runs from base 202 to 2544 and encodes 780 amino acids. The record is from RefSeq and is a predicted model, not a curated record. The transcript has 10 exons. Gene Ontology annotation, biological process: positive regulation of proteasomal ubiquitin-dependent protein catabolic process; protein polyubiquitination; ubiquitin-dependent protein catabolic process.